Molecule: messenger RNA, 1977 nt
Organism: Athalia rosae (coleseed sawfly)
Lineage: Eukaryota; Metazoa; Arthropoda; Insecta; Hymenoptera; Athaliidae
Product: melanization protease 1-like
Exons: 4
Coding region: 458-1645 (395 amino acids)
Biological process (GO): proteolysis
Molecular function (GO): serine-type endopeptidase activity
Source: RefSeq, a predicted model, not a curated record
AGAAAGGUGCGACGCAUCCGAUCGGAUCGCGAAGGAUUCGAAAAUGGGCAUCCAGUUGGCGAUGUGGGAUUACAAAACGAUGGACAGAGACUUGGAAUCGCUGGUUCGCUCAUUCCUCUAGAAUCCUGCAACCUAUACAGCAAUGUUUUAUUACACACAUCUACACCUAGGUAUAACCGCGCAGUGGUCGUCCAAGCGUUGAGGUCAACCGCUCCGGGACGUGUCCGUGGUAUUUACUUGACAGUCGUUGUCGAGCGUCGAUAGUGAAAUGUGCCCCUGGUAACGCCCUCCGCGAACCGCGUUGAGAGAAGACGUCCGGCUCCGCAGGUUUAUUCGCCAAGACGAUCUUCCAGCUGUAGAGUUUGAGACAGUGCGGACGGAACGGAGAGCGUGGUCGGUCCCGGGAUAUUCCUUGUUUUUUUCCCCACAAGUCGCAGUAAUCGAUCAAAAAACAAAUAUGUUCAACCUAUUAUUUCACACGGUGUUUAUUUUUUUACUCGUCGUUUGGAAAUCUGAUGGACAACUUCUCCUAAUUUACCCAACAGAAGAGACGUGCAUUACGACAUCGAGGACCCAGGGUAGCUGCAUCGUGUUAAACGAAUGCAACGCCCUUUUGAAUCUCUUAAAGGGACCCAGGCCUCUGCCACCCUCGAUCCUGGACACCCUCAAGAGGUCGCAUUGCGGAUUCGACGGUAGCACACCCAAAGUAUGCUGUCCUCAGGUCCAGCAGGUACCCCCAACACCUCCGACGCAGUACACGGACGAUCCGACCAACGUCCAACCACCCCCUGACGUUACCAAUCACCCUAACCUGCGGCUUCUGGAUCACGAUAAGUGCGGCCCGAUAACGGAGUCCAAGAUUUUCGGCGGUAACAAGACCGCUGUACUCGAGUUCCCUUGGAUGGCUCUAGUGGCGUACAACAUCGCCGGGAAACGGGCCCCCGAGUUUAGGUGCGGCGGUUCGCUGAUAUCGAAGCGUUACGUCCUGACCGCGGCCCACUGCGUCACUGGAUUGGCCUCGGGGUUGAAACUGUCGGGAGUGAGGGUAGGAGAACACGACCUCAGCACAGAGAGGGACUGCGAUAGGGAGAAGGGUGUCGAGACCAACUGCGCCGAGAGGUACCAGGACUUUUUAAUCGAACGAUUCCACGCUCACGAGGGAUACCGGCGAGAUAAAUUGCAAAACGAUAUAGCUCUCAUAAGACUGAACGGGGACGCGGACUUCCGACCCCCCAGCGUACGCCCCAUUUGUCUGCCGAUCGGAUCCGCGUCGACGCUACAUUACAAAAAGGUGACAGUAACCGGAUGGGGUACCACGGAGACGGGAUACAGAAGCAACGAUUUGCUCAAGGUGAAACUACCAAUUGUACCGAACGAGCAAUGUGCCCAGAUCUACAAAGAGCAAAAGGUCGAUAUUUGGUACAAACAGCUUUGUGCGGGUGGCUCCAAUCGCAUGGAUUCCUGCUCCGGCGACAGCGGAGGGCCUCUACAAGCCCCUGCUAUUUACACAAAUGGUCAACCCAAGUAUAUUCAGUAUGGGGUGGUCAGUUUCGGACCUCGCAAUUGUGGAAUUGAAGGAUUUCCUGGAGUCUACUCGAGUGUCGUUUACUACAUGAAAUGGAUCCUGGACACGAUGACCGUUUAAGACUCCAUUUAUUUUUAAUUCACAUUUUAUUUUUUAUUUUCCCACGUACCCUUUACGUAAAUAUAUUAUGUAUGGAGUGAUCAUAGAGUUACGUUAGGAAAUAACCGAAUGUUGAUCCGGUACAGGGCAUGAUUUAUAGUGUGUUAUUUACACUGAUAUACACAAUGAAUUUAUACAUAUCAGUAGUUAUUUAUUGACGGUAAAACGAAUGAUAAAAUCGUUUCAUCUGUUUUAUAUUUCCGCUUAUACGCAUACAUCGAAAUCGACGAUAUCGCAGUCGCGUUUGCUGCGCAAAAAAAAUAUGGUCUGAAGAUAAAUUUCAUUGCACUAUU